AGCUGUUUCGUGUACAAUCUGGUAUUGCUGCUGACGCACUGCCCCGUGAUUAGUCAGUUGGUUUAGGUUUAUUUAGUACGCCAUUUUCGUUGCUUACUGAAAGAAAGAAAAGUUACUGCAGGAUCAAAAUUUUACAGAAUGGCCACCAGAAAGAAAGUUCUUCUCAAGGUUAUCAUCCUAGGAGACUCAGGAGUGGGAAAAACAAGUUUAAUGAACCAGUAUGUCAACAAAAAAUUUUCAAAUCAAUACAAAGCAACCAUUGGAGCAGAUUUUUUGACAAAAGAAGUGAUGGUAGAUGACCGAAUAGUUACAAUGCAGAUCUGGGACACAGCUGGGCAGGAGAGGUUUCAAUCAUUGGGUGUUGCUUUCUAUCGAGGAGCUGAUUGUUGUGUGCUGGUCUUUGAUGUCACAUCUCCAACGUCGUUCAAAGAUCUCGACAGCUGGAGAGAUGAAUUUUUAAUCCAGGCAUCACCUAGGGACCCAGACAAUUUCCCGUUUGUUGUUUUAGGAAAUAAAAUUGAUCUCGAAAACCGUGCGGUUUCGGCUAAGAGAGCACAGCAGUGGGGUCAACUGAAGAACAAUAUCCCUUACUUUGAGACAAGUGCGAAGGAGGCAAUAAACGUGGAACAAGCGUUUCAGACAAUCGCUAAGAACGCCUUGGCCCAGGAGAACGAGGUGGAGUUGUAUAAUGAGUUCCCGGACCAGAUCAAGCUGACAGGGGAGCAAAAGUCCUCAGCCACCGAUGCUUGCUCUUGUUAACCCUUUUAUGGAAGAUCUUCAGGGGGCUCCGAAAGCCACAAUUGUGAACAGGUGUAAAGGAUAACACCACAACAACUACAUUGAGACUUGGAUUCAGUUCAACAAGAUCAGCCUUUAUUUGGUUCAAACUCUUGUUUACUAUAAAUAUAGUUAAUAUAAAUGUAAAAAACUAUUAUUUUUGUAACAUUUCUGUUGUAUAUUUUAUUGAUUAAAUAUUAUAAUAGUUCGGAUAAUUGCAAUCGCUCUCUUUAUCUGAGAUCUGUUCACAUUCCCUGGCUUCAUGUGUGAUACUUUCAGCACGAACUCAUUUCUUAUUGAUUUAUAUAUUAUUAACAGAAUAUUAAACAUUAAGGUUUUAUAUUGCAACUAUACAUACUAUAAAUAUAACAUGAUAUGAUUAGUGAGUAAUUUUAUCUCUGAAAGUUGAAUGAUGACUUGAAAUCUGUACAUAAGGAAAGGCUGCAAGCGGCAAGUCCAGGAUAUACUGCAAGUUCUGUGAUUACAAGUCUUAUUCAGCUAGAGAUGAAGCUACUUUUGAUUUUAUAUUGUUAGCUAGAUUUCUGUUAUGAUGUUUUUAUGUUAAUGUUUUAAUAUAUUUGUAUAGAGUAUCUCUAUUAAGCAAGUAAACUAAGCAUUGUUUUUCGAGAUAAGUCUAUAUGAAAUUAUGUUUUCGCUCAUGUGAUGAAUCAAUAUUAAGCGUAUUUAUGCUUAUCUUUGACCUGGUUUACUUGCUCUUUCAUUUAGGGUUUUAAUAUAAUUUAGUAUGUGUAGAUAAUUUAUAUAUACUUAAGUUAUACUGUAAAAUAUUUUAUCACAGUAGAUAAAAUUUAAUCACUCAUCCAAACCACUGCAAACAUAGGUAUUUGUUUGUAGAAAUGCAGCUUUGUGUAUAGCAAAAUGCCUCUUUCAGUGUUACAUUAAAUAAAAUAAAUGAAAACUGUAAAAUAUAUAUUUUGUGGAAUC
This is a messenger RNA of Homalodisca vitripennis (glassy-winged sharpshooter), 1722 nucleotides long. It is a transcript of the gene Rab7, whose product is annotated as ras-related protein rab7. Gene Ontology annotation, molecular function: GTP binding; GTPase activity. Bases 139 to 759 code for a protein of 206 amino acids. The transcript is spliced from 5 exons. The record is from RefSeq and is a predicted model, not a curated record. Lineage: Eukaryota; Metazoa; Arthropoda; Insecta; Hemiptera; Cicadellidae. Gene Ontology annotation, cellular component: phagocytic vesicle; late endosome; lysosome. Gene Ontology annotation, biological process: phagosome-lysosome fusion; endosome to lysosome transport.